UCCUCUUCCCUCCCCCCGCCACAUCUCAUUCGCUCCAUUAACGACCCCGAGCACCCCCUCACCCUGGAGGAGCUGAAUGUCGUCGAGCAAGUGCGAGUGAAAGUGAAUGACGCAGAAAGCACGGUGGCAGUGGAGUUUACGCCCACCAUUCCUCACUGCAGUAUGGCGACGUUAAUCGGCCUCUCCAUAAAAGUAAAAUUGAUCAGAUCUCUGCCUGAGAGAUUUAAGCUGGAUGUUCAUAUAACACCAGGAACACAUGCCUCUGAGCAUGCAGUUAAUAAACAGCUUGCUGAUAAAGAACGUGUAGCAGCUGCUUUGGAAAACUCUCACUUACUGGAAGUGGUGAAUCAGUGUUUGUCUGCUCGAUCAUAAUUGCCCAAUGAGGAAAUCGUUGGUAUUCUGCUAUGUUAAACUAAUUUUGUAUAUAAGUGGUGACGCUAGUGUUACACUAUACAUAUGAGCAAAAUAAAAUCACUUGGAUUUUCUUAAAGAAAUGUUUCAUUACUCCUACAAAAAAUAGUAUGUGGGAAAUUAGCUUACAGGCAGCUACAAAAAUAUAAUGAAAACUGACUUUUAAAUUUUAUUAGUCAUUGCAUAGGUAGGAUUUUUCUUUGAAAAGAUUUGUUUCAACCUGUUUUUAACUGGUUUCUCACUAUCCAAUAUUAGUUAUAAACUGCAUUUUAGAAGUGGAUUUUGUACACUGGACUUUACGAGUACACCAAGCUAAUUGGUAGUUAAAAUCUUUACAUUCAUAUGACUGUUUUGGACUGCUAAUACAAUUUUAGCUUCAGACAUCAAAAAUUGUAUAAGUUCAUGUGUGCAAAGUUGUAACACAUUUUAGCAAUAAGUGUAAACACUUCUAAAUCAUCUGCCUGGUUUUUAUUAUAUUAACUUGGAUUAGCCAAGUAUGGACGGCUCUUUAGACCUGUAUAAAACGUGAUUUAUUUUUAAUUACUCAUUACUUGUGGUAGGAAAUACAGUAUCUUUGAGGUAGGGUUUUUUUUCAUGCACCUGCCGCAAUAUAGGAGAGAGUCAUUCAUAGUUUUCAGUACAAACAGUCCAGCUACCCUCUGCUGAAAGACUGUCCUGGCAAAGUUUGACAGCUAAAUUACAAGUUUUGCUUUAAAUGUAUUGAGAUUUAAUAAUAAUACCUAGCCUAUGCUUCUGGUCCAGGAAAUGUGGCAUUUACUAAACUAUUGUCUUUGGCAGAAAUUGACAAUAGAAAAAUUCAUUGAGAUACAAUUCCAGAAUUAAUUUGAACUUUUGUAAAAGAUGUUUCUAAUCAUGGACCACAUGGAAAAAUAACAACCUGCUAAAGAAAUCCUAUCGGGUAUUUUGGUGUCUGCCCACAUGCAAUGUUACCGUCAUCAUCAUCAGUUAUCUAGAGAGUAACUAAUACACUUUUUUAAAAGUAGAUUGUGCUCACCUGUUUGAUGGUAAUGCUUUAUAUUUCAGUAGUAUUUUUUUCUUGGAGGGUCUCAGAUGCUAUUUUAAAAAUGGUGAAGCUUAUCAACACUAUGUAAACCACAGCCUAGUAGUCCAGUCUAGUCUGUCUUGAGCAGCUGAGGAAACUGAGGCAGUGGUGAUCCAAAUGUGAUGCCUAAAGUCACAGAGCAAAAUAGAACAGAAACAAAUCCAAAUCUUCCCGUUUCAGAAAUGAGGCACCCAGCUUGCACAGGGCUUCUACAGAAAGCCAACUCUGCAGCAGCCUUAAUCUGCUUAUUUGGCUUAGCAUUCUUUGAGUGAUCAGUGCAUGCUUGGAUGUAUAAAUGAAACUGUAAAUAAAGACAAUAUUUAUGUAGUAUUAAUAUUGGGAAAGGAGCAGAAUAACCCAGCUGUUAAUGCUAUCUUUCCUCUCUGCCUCUCUUGCUGAAUCACUGAACUGAUUAGUUCUGACAUUGCCAAUGUUUGCACCACAAAUGAAACUUCAACCAUGGCAAUGCAUGCAGGCAGCUCAUAGGCAACACGCUUGGUUGUUUAGAUUUUGUUUUCUGUUUGUUUUUUUUUAAAUAGAAAAUGAAUUUUGCCUUCCCAGAUUUUGGGGAAGAAAGGAAUGCAAAUAUGUGCCUGGGGGAAAACAGAAGGAUGACUAAGCUGCCAACAGAUUGCUUCAACCUGCACUCCAAAUAGAGAAGGAAUCAGUAGAUGAUGCUUUGUUGAAUCUCUCUGCUUGGCUUUCACCACUACAUAAGAAUAGUGUUAAAUAAUUUAUUGGGAUGUUGGCACUUGCCUCAUGAAGUACAUUGUACACAGUAACCCUGGGGGUGCACUUUGCAUCAUUUACCUUUUCAGAGAAGCAACAGUAUGUGGUUAGAUUGUUUAAAUUUACAGUAUAUAGUGGGGGAUGACUUUUCAGUAAAGGGACUUUAUUGUGGGAUAUCAAAGAAAAGGUCUGACUUAACGCUACUUAGGAAUGGAGAAUUCUAUUACUUUAGAUCUGGCAUGUUUCUUUAUGUGAUGCGGAUGUUAUAUUUAUGAGAUGAUAGAAACAAAAGUAAGGACAGACCACAGUUGCUUUGCUGAAGAUCACAGGUCCUCCUGUACAGGCUCCCUCAGCUUGGAUACUUGCUGAAUGAUAACGUACCACCAGUUCUAGCAAAAAUCUUCCGUUCCCUGGUUUUAAUGGUCGUUACCUGGCUCCUGCUGUAUGGCAAUACAGUGGGAGAAGAAAACAUUAAUUUGUUACAAAUAUUUCUUUUCAGACUUCUGUUUUUCCAAAAAGCUACCCCUAAAUUUAGCCUCUGAAAUGCUUUGUAAUAGGAUACAUUCCGUCAGAAGCUAUGACCCUUUAGAGCAGCUGUGUUGAAUACAGCCAGCCUCAUUCAAGUCCAGGAAAAAUGCCAGAAGCAGACAUCUGUUUCACAUUCCUAGGCUCUGGGCAGAGCCUUCCAGGGGUGGCUGAAUGGCAUUCACUACUCUCAAUCUGCAAACACUGCAACAGGAGCUCCCUAAGGCAACUGGCUGUGUUGUGCACUAGAGUAACCUGCUGUGUGUUUGAGCCCGCAGACCAACACAGUUGGUACAUCUUGGGCUCCACCACGCUGCAAGUACUUGGGCCAGCCCACACAGUCCUGCUCCCUGGGAGGAAGCAGACUUCUUCCCAGCUGGUCCCACACUGUCAUUGCUGCCUAGUACCAGCAAUCUGAAACUUUUGAAGACUGUUCAUCCCCCAAUUUCAUGAGUGGCAGGGAAGCAGCUCAGCAGUUUUGUAUCCAAAGAUGCAACUGAACUGUCCAUGGAAGAACUUCACACUUCAAUGGCAGUAUUUCUUGUGCUCCUUGGGUGGAGUGAUGUGUACCACACACUGGGAACUGUUAGUUAAAAAAAGUUAUUUCAGUCUUCUGGCCAUGCUUAAGAUUGAUGUGUUUACGUCAAUAAAGUGCUUUGACAAAGG
Messenger RNA from Aptenodytes forsteri (emperor penguin), 3394 nucleotides. It is a transcript of the gene CIAO2B, whose product is annotated as family with sequence similarity 96 member B. The annotation marks the transcript as partial. Gene Ontology annotation, biological process: iron-sulfur cluster assembly. The record is from RefSeq and is a predicted model, not a curated record. The transcript has 4 exons. Gene Ontology annotation, cellular component: cytosolic [4Fe-4S] assembly targeting complex. Lineage: Eukaryota; Metazoa; Chordata; Aves; Sphenisciformes; Spheniscidae.